AUGGCAGGAGACGAAAAUUUUCCAUCAAUUCUCAAUUUAAACGUUGGUGGUUAUGUGUAUACAACGACUAUGGACACUUUGACGCGCGAUCCAAACUCAAUGUUAGGAGCCAUGUUCAGCGGACGACAACAGGUAGCAAAGGAUACGAGAGGGAACUAUUUUAUUGACAGAGAUGGAGCACUCUUUCGCCACAUUUUAAACUUUUUACGUACCUCAGAGCUAUGCCUUCCUCAAUCAUUCGACGAAUUCGAUCAACUGAGUGCCGAAGCUGACUUCUAUCAAGUUGGCGAGUUGAUAGAAGCGCUUCAAAUUUACAGGGAAGAUCGCCGGAAGAAUAUGCAACUCAGUGAAGGACAAGGAACUAUUAUCAUUUCAGUGGACAGAUAUCGAAACCAGCUGCUGUUGAGCGGGCGCGAAGAUCUCAUAAAAGAGGUUUUUCAGGGAUAUAUCAAACCAUCGGAACUUGUGUUAACUCUACUCCCCGCACGGGGAUACGUGAGGAAUUAUCGGGUCCCCUGGAGAGCCGGGGGUGCGGAGCUCACCAAAGCCGACGCCUUUGAUUUGCUUUAUGGUCAUGGAUUUGUCUUAGAAGGUUGCAACGGAGGUGGCAGUGAUGGUGAACUGGAAGGAACUCAAUUUCAGGAAUAUAUUUUUGUCCGAAAGAAUAAAUUGUAG
Messenger RNA from Pocillopora meandrina, 675 nucleotides. Lineage: Eukaryota; Metazoa; Cnidaria; Anthozoa; Scleractinia; Pocilloporidae. The record is from the annotation of a GenBank genome assembly.